Messenger RNA from Mandrillus leucophaeus (drill), 1901 nucleotides. RefSeq lists its product as uncharacterized. The record is from RefSeq and is a predicted model, not a curated record. The transcript has a single exon. The coding region runs from base 464 to 1150 and encodes 228 amino acids. Lineage: Eukaryota; Metazoa; Chordata; Mammalia; Primates; Cercopithecidae.
GGCACGCGCCGGGGGCACACGGGGGGCCCGGGGAGAUGGCAGCCAUGAUCGAGGUGAAGAAGGACGAGGCGGACCACGACGGCGAUGGCCCCCCCUACGACACGCUGCACAUCUACGGCUACGAGGGCUCGGAGUCCAUAGCCGAGUCCCUCAGCUCCCUGGGCACCGACUCGUCCGACUCUGACGUAGAUUACGACUUCCUUAACGACUGGGGACCCAGGUUUAAGAUGCUGGCUGAGCUGUACGGCUCGGACCCCCGGGAGGAGCUGCUGUAUUAGGUGGCCGAGGCCACUCUGGGCCUGGGGGCCCAAACCCCCUGCAGCCCAGGCCAGUCAGACCCUAGGCACCACAGCCUCCAAAAAUGGCACUGACUCCCCAGUCCAGCACCCCUUCCUCCUGGGUCCCAGAGACCUCAUCAGCCUUGGGAUAGCAAACUCCAGGUUCCUGAAAUAUCCGGGAACAUAUGUCAGUGAUGACUACUCUCAAAUGCUGGCAAAUCCAGGCUAGUGUUCUGUCUAGGCUCAGACAUCCACAUAACCCUGUCACCCACAGACCGCCGUCUAACUCAAAGACUUCCUCUGGCUCCCCAAGGCUGCAAAGCAAAACAGCCUGUGUUCAACUGCUGGAGGGUCUUUUUCUAGGGUCCCUGAAUGCCGUGGUGAGGCUGGUGAGGUCCUGGUCCCUAUCUGCCUGGAGGCAAAGGCCUGGACGGCUUGACUUGUGGGGCAGGAUUCUCCGCAUCCCAUUCCCAAGGGAGACUGUGACCGUCCAUCAUGCCCUCUCUCAAGAGCCCUGGCCCUGCUCCAACUCCUUCAUACUCCACUCCAAGUGCCCCACCACUCCCCAGCCCCUCUCCAGGCCUGCCAAGAGGGAAGAAGGGGCCCCAUGGCAGCUCCUGACCUUGGGUCCUGAAGUGACCUCACUGGCCUGCCAUGCCAGUAACUGUGCUGUACUGAGCACUGAACCACAUUCAGGGAAAUGGCUUGUUGAACUUCGAAGCAACUGUGAAUUCAUCCUGGAGGGGCGGUGGAGAUCAAGAGGGACAGAUCACAGGGUGAGGACCACCUCCACACCCAUCCCCUCUGGAGAAGGCCUGAAAGAGCUGAGACCUUGCUUUGAGACUCCUCAGCACCCCUCCAGUUUUGCCUGAGAAGGGGCAGAUAUUCCCAGAGCAGACAGCUCUCCCCUUCUCUGCCUCACCUAGUCGCCAAUCCAUGCCCUCUUUCUUUUCUCUGUCUACUCCUUAUCCCUUGGUUUAGAGGAACCCAAGAUGUGGCCUUUAGCAAGACUGGCCAAUGUCCAAACCCACUCAUGACUGCAUGACAGAGCCCAGCCAUGUGCCUUUACACUUCGCUGUUGUCACAUCUCAGGGAAUCGAACCUCAGGCACACCUUGCAGAAGGCAAGGCCUUGCCCUGCCCAACCUCUGUGAUCAACCGAGCAUCUUCCACUGGAACGUUUCACUGCAAACACACCUUGGAGAAGUGGCAUCAGUCAACAGAGACGAGCAGGGAAGGAGACAUCCAGCUCACCCUUCAUCAUGGACUGAGGUUCCCACUCUGGGCAAAGCCCCUCACACUGCAAGGGAUUGUAGAUAACACUGACUUUUUUGUUUUAACCAAUAACUAGUUUCUUAUAAUGAUUUUUUUACUAAUGAUACUUACAAGUUUCUAGCUCUCACAGAUAUAUAGAAUAAGGGUUUUUGCAUAAUAAGCAGGUUGCUAUUUAGGUUAACAAUAUUACUUCAGGUUUUUUAGUUGGAAAAACAAUUCCUGUAACCUUCUAUUUUCUAUAAUUGUAGUAAUUGCUCUACAGAUUAUGACUAUAUAUUGGCCACACUGGUGCAUGACAAGUACUGUAUUUUUUUAUACCUAAAUAAAGAAAAAUCUUCAGCCUGGGCAA